This is a messenger RNA of Symbiodinium sp. CCMP2456, 999 nucleotides long. The record is from the annotation of a GenBank genome assembly. Lineage: Eukaryota; Dinophyceae; Suessiales; Symbiodiniaceae.
GACUUGAUCUCCGAAGAGAGUGUCACGCCGACCCUGAGCGAGGAGGCGCUGGAUCUGCAGAGGACUCCCUACGAGGAUGCUCUGGCGACGCUUCCUGCAUGGGAUUCUGCACGGUAUGAAAUGCUUCACGUGCUUCGAGCGGCCUCCAGGAGCUGGUUAAGCCAGAUUGAGAUCCACUUCGACAGCCUUGAGAAGAGGGCCGUCCCUGUAAAGCGCUUCACUCCGCAGUGGUUUCAAGCGCAGUCAACGACGAUCUCAACCCUCAAGGACAUCCUCGUGCUUGAGCGCUCGGGUGGAGUUGCACCUUCCUGCCCAAGCGAUUCAUGGUGCUCGGGUGCUUACCAGGAUGGCGCUAGUGGGGCGGUGCUCCUGGUCUGCGAUGAGGAGCUCGGGGAUUCGCUCUUCGACCGCUGUGUGGCGCUGCCUGUGCCGGGGAGCCCCCGCGAGGCCGAGGCACUGGCGAUCCUGAGGUCCCUGAUCCAGGCGACCGUGGACUUGGACUCCCUCGGCAUGGCGCACGGCCGCAUUCGGGCCGAGAACACGUGGCUCCAGCACCUUCCCAACGGGGACUGCAAGGUUUUGCUGUCUGACUUCGGGCAGUCGCGCAGCUUGGAGGACCAAGGCUGCGACGCCAUGUUCGUCGCUCCUGAGCUAGUCGAGGGGCAAAGCACGACACCCACGCACGCCGGGGAUCUCUUCUCCUGUGGCGUUUUGGGCUACGCUUUGGCCAUGGGCCGGUAUCCGUGGUUCAGCACUCGGCCGGGAAAGUGCAAGACCUUCUCCUUCGCCAAGAGCCAAGGGGUGCAGAGCUUGCUGAAAGACCGCCGCUGCCCCGCUUCCAAGGAGGGCCGAAUGUCGUCGGAGUACAAGGAGAUCUUGGGCUGCCUUCUCGAGUUGGAUCCCGGCAUCAGAGAGCAGAAGGCCUUGUCCAUGCGGGCGACUUUGCCGCAACCCGUGCAUCCGCCGCAUUCGGAGCCGGGCAGAGCCCAUCACAUCUAG